Molecule: messenger RNA, 3385 nt
Organism: Rhincodon typus (whale shark)
Lineage: Eukaryota; Metazoa; Chordata; Chondrichthyes; Orectolobiformes; Rhincodontidae
Exons: 6
Coding region: 202-2565 (787 amino acids)
Source: RefSeq, a predicted model, not a curated record
AUCCUGACUGGCUACGUGUUAGUCCCUAAUUGAUAAAUGGAUGGUAGGGGGUGGGGGUGAUGGGAGAGAAGACAGGUGAUUCACUAAGGGUGUAGCAGUAGCGUAAAUGUAAAGAGUCGGCCAUGGAAAUUUUCAAAGUUACUGUUUCUUUUCUCCGACUAUUGGGUUAAAGAGGGAUCUUGUAGUUUGGUUGGAGCUCUGAUGAAUUUGCCACCAGUAAUAGCCAGUUGCAUUUUUAUUUUAAUUCUUUGCUUGUUGCCAAUCGUGAUGAACUCUUCACCAACCGGCCACAGAGCAGAAGAUGGUCACGCACCUAACCACAACAGGCCUUUCUUUUUCCAACCAAUGCCGACUCCACACAUGUUUACACCUCCUGUGUCCCACUUCAUGCACCCUCCAGCCUUCCAUCCGUACUUCUACCCGACAGUAGACAUUGGUGGUGGUUUGUAUUACCCAGUGUGUCCUAUGCCAUAUCCGAGAGGUUUUGGUCCACAAUCACCAAUAACUCAUACGAACUAUAGAAGACCUUUUCUUAAUUCUUCUCUGGUCGCUCGCCCAACAUUUUAUCAUUCCACACGAUUCAGACACUACCCCUUUCGGAAAAAUGUGACGAAUACAGAAGUACAGACGGACAGCGAGACCAAUCUCGAGCAAACAAAGAGGACAGCUAUGAUUGCUGAAACAUUGGCGUCAAACAGUCCAGCACCCGAGGCACGAGUUCAAAAGUCUUCGGGUAUCGAAACUAAUUCGGACAGUACACCUGUACCCGCCCAAGAAAGAGUUUCUCACAAGGGAAUUCGAGGUGAACUAAAUGAAACAGAAGAAGUGAGCGCUGCUUUGGCACCUAAAAACACUAAGCCAGGUGGAUUUGCAUUUCAAAAGGAGAAGAUCAGGAUACAAUGCAGUGAAGGAGCACCUUCUAUUAAUGUGUGGCGGUCGUUUGAAGCCACGGUUCCGAUAUAUAAUCCUACCCCCAACAAGGGAGAGGACGGUAUCCAAUGUGAAAUGUGGUCUGUAAGCGCAUGUGAGGGCGGAGUUCCCUUUUAUGGCUCAUUCGACCCAGACAAGACGAUUCAGAAAAAGGAGGUUCGCAAGGAGUACUCAAUUGCGACCAGUGGAGAGAUAAUGUUGGAUUCCAGCAAGUCUCCCCGAAAUGGCCCCGAGUCUCAAGCCGUGGGAGAUGAGGUUCCCCAUUGUGUAGCCACGCUGGACAAACUGGAACCCACGCCAUGUAUAACCGAUGGAAGCCACAAGUGUUCAACGAACACGUAUCAACAUGAUGUUCCUGAGAAGCCCUCACACCAAAGGAGCCCACGUGGAGUUUUAGAUAAAAAUGGAACCGGGGAAAAGGAUGAAACAAAGAACAGCGAGCAGCUGAUUUCGCCUGGAUCACCGAAUGAUGAGAAAAUGGGUGAAGGCUCAAAGAGUGAUGGAUCUCUGGAGUCUGUUGAAGAAUAUGUACCUUCUGCGAGUGUGUUGGCUUGGUUACAGGAUCAAGCGCGAAGUUACCGCAGGAAAGCUAGUCUUCCUCCAAUCCCCAGCCACCGACCAGGAGUGUUCCAGGGCUCUUUUGAAGAAAUGUCUUCCAAAGAUGAAGAAUCAUCAUUUGACUUCUUUGAUGCCAUGCCUGUAAGAAACAAAGUAUCCUACACUCACCUGAUGUGCAAUCCGCGCCCUCCGCCUGUCCGACAGAUGCUUUCCGCCUCUGAGGCUCGAAGUGGAAGCAAGACUCUGGAGACCCCGCUUGCCCCUGAGAAAGAGAAGAGAUUUUGCAGUGCCUGCCAAAAAGAGACACUUAUGAAAGCGAAAGGCGACAAUGCGGGCUGUGGAACUCACUCGGCUAAUCGGGACCUGGGCAGCGAUGCCCUUUCUGAGAGGGACCAUUUCAGCCAAGAUCAGUCAAUAGGAGGCAGUUCAGUGACUGGCGGGCGGCGAAAAUACCGUAGGGUCUCCCGAGAAUCCAGUAGCUCCAACAAAAACAAGAAAACCCGCUAUUCCUCCGAUUCCGAGCAGGCUUCGGAGGAUCAGGACAACGAAUCCAGAGCCGAAAACGUCAAGCUAGGUGGUUUCUCUCGGAGGAAGAUCGUUCGGAGACCAUCCAAAGUCUCAACAACUCCGCUAUCCAGCCGAUCGCAACCAGAAAAACCGCGGGGAAAGAAAAAGGCGUUGGACGCGUCUAAAUAUCCCAUUAAUCCGAGAGAGCAAAUAAAGACGGGGAACGAACACAACGAGCGCCAGAACUUGGGGCAAACCGCAAAACCAGAGCGAAAAAGGAAAGAGGAAAAGAGGCGGAAAAGUACACGAAAGGCUAUGAGCGUGCAAAAUGGAAGUGAGGAGUCUGUGGAUGAAUACUGGAAUAAAGUUGGUGCAAAACCCAAGUCAGCCACUUCAUCACAAGGUGAUGCAGAACAUGAGACACUGCAACAAAACUUUAAAGCCCUCUGCAAACCAGUCCCCCUUAAGAAAGGCACACGUGAGUUUAAUGAAAUGGAGACUUGGGAUUCAUCCUGUUUGCACGGAUUUCGAGGAAACUCAUUGAGGAGGAGGACUAGAAAAAAAUGCUAAACUCAUCUUUGCACCCAGUUCAAGAAAGAAGAUUGAAUCAUUUGAGUUGUAUUCAAAUCGCUUGCGUGCCUACACAAUGUGGAGUAAUUUUAAACACUGGUUGAAGAGAAUAAAUGGGUGCAAAUGGCAUUGAAUGGCAUCCUGUCCUGGUGAAUCAAUUGAAUCAAUGAGAAAAUUUCAGGUUUCAAAGAAUUGCAAGUUUAAAAUCACUUUCAAUAGCAGUGAGCUUGUGUAGAUGUUGAAAAUGUGUAACAUUUUGUUUUCAACAAACUAAUUAGUGAAAGCUAAGAUAAUUGAAGUACCAGUUGAAUGUUAUGAAAUGUGUUUUUGUCCACUAAUGAUGCAACCAUUUUAUUUCUAGCACUCUUUAUAGUUGCAUUGAGUUACAUGACUGAUUCAGUUUAAUCACCAGUGGGUUCUUUGGUUAUUUGUUUCUUAGUAACACAUUCUUUGAUUUGUGUUGAGAAUGUCAGUGGUGGGUAAAAAUCUCCCAGUUACUGUUUGCUGAUAACUGUAACAACGUAACUAAUUGAAGAAUCAUGACGUACAACCAUAUCAUUGAACCUGAUUCAGCCUCUGCUAUGCAUUCAACAUUUUUUCAAACUUGUAUUUUCUGUUUCAGUGUCAGCUUAAAGUGGUCUAGGAUUUCAGGAUUUAUUUUUUGCGUGGGAAGCUUCUGUUUAUUAUGGUGUAUCCUUACCCAAUUUAAUAUCUUUCAAAAGGUUAAUAAGUCUUCUGCAGAGCCUGGAUUGAAUCAGCCAUGUCACCCACACUGUUUUAACUUCAACACGGAUUGACUGAUAAAGUUGUUAUGAAAUGA